GGCUUCUCCAAGCUGGAGGAGCCGCCCGAGCUGAAUCGCCAGAGCCCGAACCCUCGGCGCGCACACGCCGUGCCGCCCACCCUGGUGCCUCUGGUGAACGGCUCCGCCGCACUGGGGCUAAGCGGCCGUGCUGCGGCCACACUGGCCGGGGGGGGGGGAACACCGGGCCUGGGCUCCCAGCCCGCCGAGCUGGGCACCCACAAACGGCCGGCGUCGGUGUCCGGCGCGGCAGAGCACGAGGCUCGUGAGCCGAACAAGGAGAAGGCACAGCCCGCGCACCGGAGCCCAGCCGACAGCUUAUCCGGCGCGUCUGGGGCGAGCGAGCUGGGCGCCGACGGUGCAGGCAAGGGUCGAGCGCCCGGGGAGCAGGACUGGUCCAGCAGGCCUAAGACGGUGCGCGACACGCUACUGGCGCUGCACCAGCACGGCCACUCGGGGCCCUUCGAGAGCAAGUUCAAGAAGGAGCCGGCCCUGACUGCAGGCAGGUUGUUGGGUUUCGAGGCCAACGGGGCCAACGGGUCUAAAGCAGUUGCAAGAACAGCAAGGAAAAGGAAGCCUUCUCCAGAACCGGAAGGGGAAGUCGGACCCCCUAAGAUCAAUGGCGAGGCUCAGCCUUGGCUGUCCACUUCCACAGAAGGGCUCAAGAUCCCCAUCACCCCUACAUCCUCUUUUGUGUCUCCACCACCCCCUACUGCCUCUCCUCAUUCCAACCGGACCACACCGCCUGAAGCGGCUCAGAACGGCCAGUCCCCCAUGGCAGCCCUGAUUUUAGUAGCAGACAAUGCCGGGGGCAGUCAUGCUUCGAAAGAUGCCACCCAGGUUCACUCCACCACCAGGAGGAACAGCAGCAGCCCGCCCUCUCCCUCCUCUAUGAACCAAAGAAGGCUUGGCCCCAGAGAGGUGGGGGGCCAGGCCACAGGAAGCAAAGGAGGACUGGAGCCUGUGCACCCUGCCAGCCUCCCAGACUCCUCUCUGGCAGCCAGCGCCCCCCUAUGCUGCACCCUCUGCCACGAGCGGCUGGAGGAUACCCAUUUUGUGCAGUGCCCGUCUGUCCCUUCACACAAGUUCUGUUUCCCUUGCUCCAGACAAAGCAUUAAACAGCAGGGCGCUAGCGGAGAGGUCUAUUGUCCAAGCGGGGAGAAGUGCCCUCUGGUGGGCUCCAAUGUCCCCUGGGCCUUCAUGCAAGGAGAAAUUGCUACCAUCCUCGCUGGAGAUGUGAAAGUGAAAAAGGAGAGAGACUCGUGACUUUCUGCAUUCAGAAAAGCCCACGGUUACCCUUAACUCAAACUUCUUGAACUGUAUAUAAAUCUCCAUAUAUAUAUAUAUAUAUAUAUAAAUAUAUAUAUCCAAGACAAGGGAAAUGUAGACUUCAUAAACAUGGCUGUAUAAUUUUGAUUUUUUUGAAUACAUUGUGUUUCUAUAUUUUUUUGACGACAAAAGGUAUGUACUUUAAAAGGCAUUUUCUUCUUUUGUUAACGUUAUUAGGCUGUCUGUGCUUGACUUCUCUGGUGACAGUUGCUGUUCUAUGUAGGCUGCGACUUGGCUGCUUUUUUUUUUUUUUUUUUUAAAGAGCACUUGGCAAACAAAUGCUUCUAGCCGUAUUUGUAUGCACUUAUUUUAAAAAAGAAAAAAAAAGCCAAAUACAUUUUUCUGACAUUGUAAGAUUGCCUUACUGUCUGUCAUUCCUCAUUGCUGGCCCCUCUCCCAGACUGGAGGUCAGUUGGUGGAGAAGGAGGGAAGUGAGUAAAAAGGGGCACUUUUGUCAGAAGGGCAUGCCCCUGGGAGAUGUGACCCACCUAGCAGGCCCUAUCGGAAGGUGGGGAGAUGGGGUUUGAAUCUUGUCUUGUUAAUGGUUCAGUUCUUGCAAUACUGAUAGAGGUGCUGCUGAAAGAUUUGCUGGAUUGUGUGUUUGGGAGUUUUUUGGGUUUGUUUUUGUUUUUUUGAAGGCAAGUUGACCCAUGUACACUCUGCCCAUGUGACCAGUUGUAAGAUUUCAAUGCUGCAUGCUCCUUGGUUGCCUCACUGGUGUUUCCUGCUAUAGAAAUAAUUGUACGGGGUGGUGUGCAAAUAAGAUGGCUUUGCUGCCGUUUUACAGCAGAGCCUGGCUCUGCAGCGCCACUCAGCCUUUCCAAACACUUCAGGGCUCUUUACUGUUGCUGUUGCAGGCCUGGUGAACCCUCGGGAUUUGUUUCAUUUCUGUUUUGUUUGUGUUUUGCUCUGUUCUGGUUUGUUUCUUUCAUUUACCUGUCCUGUUCCUGCGGCCAUUGCUGUUGUCAGUAUCCCUACACCCUGUUGUAAUGAGUGCUUACUGUAGUAUAUACAUUGACAGUUAACAGCCCUGGGUGCUUCGAGGAGGGCCUGUGGGCAUAUCAGUGGUGGGGCCCACUGUGGGUAGAGGAAGCCUGCAGUUUCCUUCUUAGAUGUGUCUGAAAUAUUAAGUGUGAAUAAUGCUGUUCUGGAAAAUGACAAAAUAGUGAAAACUACAGACAUGAAGGGUUUUUACAUAAUCAAGCCCCACCUCUCCAACUAUUUUUAGAAGCCUUUUGUAAACUAAUUUCUUUUGAUCACUGUUUUGCAUUGGUGAAGUGAUUGUUUUUUAAUGUAAACAACAGGUCAUUAGUUAUUAGUAGUGGUCGCCCCUUAGUGAUGCUGGGUUUUGUGGGGUUUUUUUUACCCCUUUGUGCUGUUUUGGUUUAAUGUCAACAGGAACACACUACCCUAAACCCUGAUGUGCAGGUGUUUGUAACUUGGCCUUGUAGGCUCAAUCAUGGCUUCUAAGUCUACUAUGGUUAAUGUUUUUUUCACAGCCUGGAUUCUAUUUUAAUUUGAAGAUAUAGGUUAUCACCAGCCUGGGAUCAUUUCUAGUUAACUGGUCUUUUUUUUUUUUUUUUUUUAAUCAGUCUUUUUAAGGUGGUUUCUUUAGUAGUCAAGUUGCUUGAAAACCAGUGACACUGCACCAAAUACAGUAUUUCUUGUUGUGUUUUUCGUAAGUGCACCUUGUCCUCCAGGUUCUUGUUACCAGUCAUUGUGAUGUUACAGACAGGCUUGCGUGGUAGACCAGUUGAUUGUUACUGUGACUCAGAUCCUACUGGUCUCUGAGGCGGAUGUACACACACACACACACACACACACACACACACACACAAAAAAAAAAAAAAA
Molecule: messenger RNA, 3159 nt
Organism: Cricetulus griseus (Chinese hamster)
Lineage: Eukaryota; Metazoa; Chordata; Mammalia; Rodentia; Cricetidae
Source: RefSeq, a predicted model, not a curated record